CUCGGGUCGCCUUCUUCUUCUUCUUCGGCCAGCAGGAGGACGAAAUUUCUUCAGUGGGUCAGUGGUUGCAGAGACACACGUUCUCUGAUUGACUUAAAUAUAGACUCAAGUGAGAUUCGCGAGUGACGUAAGCAAAGCAAGUGCCGGUUGGUUUUUUUUUUGCAAGACUUUUUUUAUUCAAUUGCGAAAAGUGAAAAAGAAAACGAGUCUGUGGGGAAUUUUUAUUGCGAGAGUUUAUAAUGUGAAAACCAUGGCAUCUUGCACUACAGAUAGUGGAACAGAGACUCUAUUUUCCGAUGAUUCGCCUUGCGAAUUGCUGCAUUCGCCCAAUAAUGCUUGUUCGGGAGAUGAAAGACUUUGUCCAAGUAGACAAAAUGAGGAUGGCAUAUCUAUUAACAGUAAACUGGCACCGCCGAAUAUCCAACCCUAUAGUGGUGUAUUGGAAAAAGGCAAAGUAGUAAUAAAACCAAUAGCUUUUAAACCAUCGGCACCAAAUAAUAAUAAUAUGAUGCCUUCGAGUCGAUUUAGUGACCGAUACGGAUCAACACCUAUACUUACCAGGCCUGGUUCAAGAACCACCAUGUAUGGAAGUACCAGUGAUAUUCACAAUUCUUCAAAUAUACUAUCCCUAGACCGAAAACUACGUUCCUCGUGUACUUCUAAUAAUUCUUCACCACCGUUGGCCAUGAGUUCCUUACCGUCGAUACCUCACACGCACAAAUUACUGAAUUACGAUAGUUUGGAAAGUGUCAGAAAAAGUUCCAAUAGUAAUUGUUCCUUUUUAAAUAAAAACUCCUCCUAUCGUCUUUCAUCAUCAAACAUCGGACGCAUUUUAGACUUGACACCAUCUCCAAGUGACUCUGGAGUGUCGGAACUGGAAGCAGCACUCAGAGAUCGCGAUUCAGAGCUGGCUUACCUAAGACAAACAAUGGAGCACAACGAACAAGUUAUAUUCCGAGUGUAUCAAGAAAAGGAAAAGGUUUGGGAACGAGAACUUCACAGGAUUAAAUCGGUUCACGAGGAGCGAUUGCGUUCGAGUGCGCAAAAAGCUUUGAAAUUGGAACAAUUGUUGAUGAUGCAAACUUAUCAGCAGAAUCAGAACAAGAAACAACUUUUAGCUGAAGUGCACCGAGCAACUUUCGAAAACGACAAAUUCAAAGAGGAAGUGACCGACUUGAGAAAUCGCCUUGAAGAGACUGAAUGGAAUUUGUGUCAAAAGACUGGAGAAAUAGCACUGCUCAAAACUCAACUAAAGGAAUGUCAGACUGAACACACAUCGAAAUGUCAAGAGCUGUUCCAGCUCAGAAUAGAGUACAGGGAAUUGCACCAACAGUUUGAAGAAUUAGAGAAUCAACUUAACAAACAGAAAACCCAAUACGAAGAAAAAAAUAAUGAAAUUUCUGAUUUACAUCUCGAACUGGAAACACUUAAGUACCAAGUUAAAAAAUACCAGAGCAUUGAUAGUAUUGAUAAAGCAAGGUUUGAAGAUAUUUCGGAAAACGAGAGACUCAAAGCCGAAAUAAAAGAGCUACGCGAAGAACUUUCCGAUUUCUCCAUAAGCGACUACAGUAACGUACAACCGGGCCGUCAAAAGCCACAAAUCUACGAAAUAGAGCACAUCGAAAACCAAGAAAAUUGCGACUCUUUAGAAGACCUAGAAAUACAAAAACUAAACGAAGAUUACAUAGAUUUUCACGAAAACGAAAACGAAGUGGGCCGGUUGAGAAGACAGCUAACAAUGAAAUCUAGAGAGUUUGAAAAGGAGAAGUUAAUAUGGGCUCAAGAAAAAGAAAAGGUUUUGAGAUAUCAGCGUCAGCUACAAAUCAACUAUAUGGAAAUGUACAAACGCAGUCAAAGGUUUGAAGGGGAACUGGAAAAUCUGAGCUUGGAAUUAGCUGUUUUGAGAAGCAAAACUACAAAGGAAUUACAAGCUACUACGCUAUAAACAAUUUGCUUUUUUUUUGCCAAUUCUUUUGUAAAUUUUAUUUGUAUUGUAUAUAGGUUUUUAUAUUAUUAAUUAUAUGCCAUGAUUGCACUUUACCAUUAAAUGUUUGAAAUGCCGAAGAAAAAAAAUAAAUUAUUGUUUAAUGUAAUUUAUUGGGUUUUUAAUUCACGCGUAUUAGUUUAUUGAAAAAUAGCUAUAUGUAUUUUGGUGCUUUCAGGGCCGCCGCUAUACCAGAUGUGCGGCGUGUUCAGAACACACAUGCGACAAGAGUGUCGCGCAUCUGUAGUGACGUCACAAGGGUAUCGGGGCUUGUCAAUAAUAGCAUUUUCAAAACGUGCAAGUCUUUCAAAUCACUUUCUAUCUGGGAAUAUUGUAAAUUACAGGCCAUUUAGAGCGUAAUAAGAGCUACAAAUGCUGAAAAUUUUAAUGCCAUUUUUUUCUGGAAAUCUGAGAAAGUUGAAGGAACCAAAUAUUUUUUUUAUUUAUUAAGGAAGUUUCCAGCUUCAAUAUACUGAAAUUUUAUGGAGAAAUAAUCCAGUAUAACAGAGCCAUGAUUUUUACAAUCCGAUAAACACACUGAGUGACAUUUCUGCCUUACAGUCAAUGGUCUAAUUUUUGAUUUUUUUUCUGGAAAUCUGGAAAACCUGGAGGAAUCAAAUAUUUUUUUGUUUAUCAAAAAAGCUUCCAGCUUCAACAUACUGAACUUUUAUGGAAAAAUAGCUCAGGAUAACGGAGCUAUGAUUUUUAUAAUCCGAUAAACACACUGAGUGAUAUUUCUGCCUUGGAGUCAAUGGUCUGAUUUAUGAUUUUUUUUAUGGAAAUCUGGGAAACCUGUAGGAACCAAAUAUUUUUUUGUUUAUUAAGAAAGCUUCCAGCUUCAACAUACUGAAAUUUUAUGGUAAAAUAGCUCAGGAUAACGGAGCUAUGAUUUUUAUAAUCCGAUAAACACACUGAGUGAUAUUUCUGCCUUGUAGUCAAUGGUCUGAUUUAUAAUUUUUUUUAAUGAAAAUCUGGGAAACCUGGAGGAACCAAAUAUUUUAUGUCUAUUAAAAAAGCUUCCAGCUUCAACAUACUGAAAUUUCAUGCGAAAAUAGCUCAGGAUAACGGAGCUAUGAUUUUUACAAUCCGAUAAACACACUGAGUGAAAUUUCUGCCUUGGAAUCAAUGGUCUAAUUUUUGAUUUUUUUUCUGGAAGUCUGGUAAACCUGGAGAAACCAAAUAUUUUUUUUAUCUAUUGAGGAAGCUUCCAGCCUUAACAUACUGAAAUUUUAUGGAAAAAUAAUCCAGGAUAACGAAGCUAUGAUUUUUACAAUCCGAUAAACACACUGAGUGAUAUUUCUGCCUUGGAGUCAAUGGUCUAAUUUUUGAUUUUUUUUCAGAAAAUCUAGGAAACCUGGAGAAAUCAAAUAUUUUUUUAUCAAUAAAAAAAGCUUUCACCUUUAAAAUACUGAAAUUUUAUGAAAAAACAGCUCAGGAUAACAGAGCUAUGAUUUUUACAAUCUGAUUAAUACACUGAGUGAUAUUUUUGCCUUAGAGUCAAUGGUCUGAUUUUUAAUUUUUUUUCUGGAAAUCUGGGAAACCUGGAGGAACCAAAUAUUUUUUUGUUUAUUAAGGUGGCUUUCAGCCUCAACGUGCUGAAAUUUUGUGGAAAAAUAGCUCAGGAUAACGGAGCUAUGAUUUUUACAAUCCGAUAAAGUCAAUGAGUGAUAUUUCUGCCUUGGAAUCGAUGGUCUGAUUUUUGAUUUUCUUUCUUUAAAUCUAGGAAACCUAGAGGAACCAAAUAUUUUUUUGUUUAUGGAGGAAGCUUUCAGCUUCAGCAUACUGAAAUUUUAUGGAAAAAUAGCCCAAGAUAAGGAAACUCUGAAUUUCAUAAUUUGAUAAACACACUGAGUGAUAUUUCUGCCUUAGAGCCAAUGGUCUAAUUUUUGAUUUUUUUUCUUGAAAUCUGAGAAACCUGGAGAAACCAGAUAUUUUUUUAUUUAUUGAGGAAGCUUGCAGCUUUAACGUACUGGAAUUUUAUGGAAAAAUAGCUCAGAAUAACUUAGCUAUGAUUUUUACAAUCCGAUAAAUACACUGAGUGAUAUUUUUGCCUUGGAGUCAAUGGUUUAAUUUUUGAUUUUUUUUCUAAAAAUCUGUAAAACUUGGAGGAACCAAAUAUUUUUUUGUUAAUUAAGGAAGCUUUCAGCUUCAACGUACUGAAAUUUCAUGAAAAAAUAGCUCUGGAUAACGGAGCUAUGAUUUUUACAAUCCGAUAAACACAUUCAGUGAUAAUUCUGCAUUAGAGUCAAUGGUCCAAUUUUUGAUUUUUUUUCUAGAAAUCUAGGAAACCUACAAGAACCAAAUAUUUUUUUAUUUAUUGAUGAAGCUUUCAGCUUCAACAUACUGAAAUUUCAUGGAAAAAUAGGUCGGGAUAACGGAGCUAUGAUUUUUACAAUCCGAUAAACAUACUCAGUGAUAAUUCUGCAUUAGAGUCAAUGGUCCAAUUUUUUAUUUUUUUUCUAAAAAUCUGUGAAACUUGGAGGAACCAAAUAUUUUUUUGUUAAUUAAGGAAGCUUUCAGCUUCAACAUACUGAAAUUUCAUGGAAAAAUAGCUCGGGAUAACGGAGCUAUGAUUUUUACAAUCCGAUAAACACACUCAGUGAUAAUUCUGCAUUAGAGUCAAUGGUCCAAUUUUUGAUUUUUUUUCUAGAAAUCUGUGAAACCUGGAGGAACCAAAUUUUUUUUUUUAAUUAAUGAAGCUUUCAGCUUCAACAUACUGGAAUUUUAUGGAAAAAUAGCCCAGGAUAACGAAGCUAUGAAUUUUAUAAUUUCAUGAAUAUACUGAGUGAUAUUUCUGCCUUAGAGUCAAUGGUCUAAUUUUUGAUUUUUUUUCUUGAAAUAUGAAAAACCUGGAGGAACCAAUUAUUUUUUUAUUUAUUAAGGUAGCUUUCAGCUUCAACAUACCGAAAUUUUAUGGAAAAAUAAUCCAGGAUAAGGGAGCUAUGAUUUUCAGAAUCUGAUAAGCACACUCAGUGAUAAUUCUACUUUAGAGUCAAUGGUCUAAUUUUUAAUUUUUUUUCUGGAAAUCUGAGUCAUGGUCGUGAAUAAUUGCCCAUAUCUUUGGUACAUUUCAAGGAAAUGGAAAUAAAUUAUACACCAUUGGAAAGAGCAUCAAAUUUUCUAUAAAUCUGUGCAAAAUUGAGUUUGAUAGCUCAAAUGGUUUUUGCGCAAUUGAGCCUCAAAGUUGACUUCUAGUCAAAAUUUUGUCAAAAAUUUCAAGCUCAAUUUGCUCGAAAAAUAUGAAUCUGGGAAUAUUGUGAAUAACAGGCCAUUUAGAACUUGAUAAGAGUUACAAAUGCUGGAAAUUUCAAUGCAAUUUGCCCAACGGUUACCGAGCAAUCGAAGUUUGAAGAUUUUGAAAUUAAAAUUCAAUUUUUUGAAGUAAAACUUCUUAGGCGGCGUCUGAUAUUUGGAGAGAAUAAAGAGUGAUCUGAAAGACGCGUCACGUUCUAGCAAAUUUCGUUACACGAGAGAGAAGAAAGUUGAAAGUUGUAACAGAGAGACAGAGAAAGACAGCCAAUGACAUCCGACGAACGAUUGACAUAAACCAAGGAUUUUAAACAAAGAGGAUAGCCUAUUAUAUUGUCAAGCGCCGAUACCCUUGUGACGUCCCUACAAUCUGGGAACAAAGGCGGCUAACAUCACAGUUUCUAACAUUCUAGCUGCAGCCCUGUGUGCUUUUAUCACCUACUAAGUUUUGUUCCAUAAUUAAUUGAAAUUUCUAGAAUACAUGAUUAUUUAAAACUUUGAUUUAGGAUAAAGCUUGGUAACUUUCAAAGGCAAUUCGCCUUCGUUACCCUUGAAUUUCUGACCGAAAUUCUUGGGAAAACCAACUCGAUGAGGCGCCUCAGCAAUGUUGGUAAUUUUCGUAUUUUUCCUGUACUUGUACCACCAGUAUUCAAAGGCCAAAGUAAUACAGGCCAGGCCAAUUCCGACAAAAAUAACUAUGAAAACUCCUCCAAUAUUUUGAAUACUGAUUCCGUCUGAUUGAUCAUCUGCCUUUUCACAUUGUUUCUUUUCUGUAUUUUUGUUCCACCAACGUUCUUUUAGUCUUUCUAGUUCACGUCGAUUUAA
Messenger RNA from Ceutorhynchus assimilis (cabbage seed weevil), 6058 nucleotides. NCBI's taxonomy places the organism in Eukaryota, Metazoa, Arthropoda, Insecta, Coleoptera, Curculionidae. The record is from the annotation of a GenBank genome assembly.